Messenger RNA from Tupaia belangeri chinensis (Chinese tree shrew), 8392 nucleotides. It is a transcript of the gene MYO18B, whose product is annotated as myosin XVIIIB. The transcript has 46 exons. Bases 454 to 8175 code for a protein of 2573 amino acids. The record is from RefSeq and is a predicted model, not a curated record. NCBI's taxonomy places the organism in Eukaryota, Metazoa, Chordata, Mammalia, Scandentia, Tupaiidae. Gene Ontology annotation, biological process: actomyosin structure organization. Gene Ontology annotation, molecular function: ATP binding; actin filament binding; cytoskeletal motor activity. Gene Ontology annotation, cellular component: unconventional myosin complex; cytoplasm; myosin II complex.
ACUUAGAGGAUCUUGAAGGAACAUUAGCCCAAAACAUCCUGUCUCUGACCAAAGGUCUAGAAAUGGUCUGGAUUUGAUGGCCUACAAACCACAUCACUACCUGGAGGUGGUGUAGGGGUGGGAGGAAAUGGAGUCAGUUUGUCUAGGAGGACAAAGAGGUCCCUUCAAGUCAACACACCCGUUGCCCCAGGUCACAGCUGUCAGAGAGUCCUCAGCCCUGGAUCCAGAAAAUCAUUUCUGCUUAUCAGCUCAACUAUUGAAGAACACAAGCCAGAAAAAGGUAUCCAGGACAGAAAGUCCCAGGAAACCAUGCUUCCGGACCUGGCUCGAGUCUUGUGUCCAUCACCACGUGUGCUGUGUGUGUCCGUAAAGCCUCAUUCCGUGCUAUCUAGCAGGGAGCUCCAUCUCAUCUCCUUUCAUCUCAUCAUCUCACGGCCCUGACACUGUCACAGCAUGGCCAUCUCAUCACGCCUUGCCCUCUGGGAGCAGAAGAUUCGAGAAGAGGACAAGAGCCCUCCGCCGUCCUCGCCCCCUCCCCUUUUCUCUGUCAUCCCAGGUGGCUUCAUUAGGCAGCUGGUGCGGGAGACUGAGAAAGAGUCCAAGGAAGCAAGACUGAAGAAACAGGCAGCACUAGCUUCUCCAGAACGAGAGACACCAGAAAUUCCCAUCAGCCCACCCCACAGCAAGCCCGGCAGUGCCACCAGGCCUGGCAGCCAGCAGAUUUCCCAGGACAGCCAGUCUAGCUCGCCCCUGAGCUCCCACACUCCAGGCAGGGGGAGCGAGGAGGCGGGCAGCCCUGCACCCAUGACAAGCAUCAAUGGCGAGAAGACCCAGGAGCCGGGCCCCAGCGGGACACCAGCCAAGAAGACCCUGCCCUUCAAGAGGGGUGUGAGGCGAGGUGACGUGCUGCUGAUGGUGGCCAAGCUGGACCCCGAGCAGAGGGCCCAACCCCACGACUCCCCCACGUGUAAAAGUCCACCCCCAGCCACAGACCCUGGAGGGGCAAAGAAAGGGGAGACCACAAAGACUCCCUGUGGCCCCAAGGCCAGCACUGAGGAUUUGGCCCCGAAGACUGAGAAGGCCCAGACGGGGAGUCUUGGGGACUUGGGCCAAGGAACUGUGCUGACAAAGAGUGAGAAGGGUCAAGGCACACUGGGGAAGGGGGAUGGGACCCCCAAAAACAAAGGGUCCAAAGGGGGUGAGCCUCAGGGCAAAGAGGGGCAGGUGGCCAGGCCUCCAGCCCAAGGACCAGCUAAGGGAGGGGAACCAGGGCCAGAGGAGAAGGAGGGAGGGGACCUCCCAGACAAGAUGGAAAAGGGGACUCUCCCUAAGGAUGCGGGGAGCAAAGGGAAGCACACUGGACCGCAGAUCCUGGCAAGGAAGUGGGGACCCUCCCUGGCUGGAAGGAGUAAGUGGGAUGGUCCCCAGAAAAAGAAGGACAAAGAAGGUGGGCCCCAGAGUAAGGCGGGGUCAGAGGAGCCUCAGACAGACACAGAGAGGACGGAGAGGACAGGUGGAGGGCGGGGGAGCAGGGGGCAGGCACGGGGAGCUUUGGGAAUGAUGGAGAAAGCAGGGGAGCCUCAGAGAACAUCUGGGGAGGUGGGUAGAGCCCAGGACAAGGUCUCCAAGAUGGAGUGGCCUCGGAGUAAGCCCAGGGAGGUGAGUGAAGCUCCGAGUCAGACAGAAAAGGCAGAGAAAAGCUGUAAAGUCCCAAAGGACGGGGAGUCUAGGGAGAAGUCACCGGACAUGGCUGGGAAGGAGGGCCAGCCAGAAAGCAGAGGGCUGAGAGGACAGGAGCCCCAUGCAAGAGAGGAUGGUGGGGCCGGAGCCCUGGAGACAGAGCUGGAAGGACCCAGACAGCCUGCUCUGGGGGGCGACGCACAAAGGACUCAGAAGCAGGAGAAGCAGGAGGGGCCGGCUCUGCAGGAGGAGGCUGAAGGAGGCCAGAGCGGAGACUCGGACCAGGCUCCCGAGGACAGAUGGUACGAGGCAGAGAAAGUCUGGCUGGUGCAGAAGGAUGGAUUCACUCUUGCUACGGUGCUCAAGCCUGACGAGGGAACGGCUGACCUGCCGGCAGGAAGGGUGCGACUUUGCAUUGAUGCUGACAAGACCGUCACUGAGGUGGAUGAGGAUCAGAUUCAUCGGGCCAACCCCCCCGAGCUGGACCAGGCUGAGGACCUAGCCUCUCUCAUCAGUGUCAACGAAUCCAGCGUCCUGAACACACUUCUGCAGCGCUACCGGGCUCAGCGGCCGCACACCAGCACGGGGCCCGAUCUGAUCGUCCUCCAGCCCCCGGGGCCCUUGGCGCCCUCUGCAGGGAAGGUGCCCAGGGGCCGCCGGGAUGGCCUGCCCGCCCACAUCAGCUCCCUGGCCCAGCGGGUAUACUGGGCCCUGCUAAGCCAGCGGAGAGACCAGGGCAUCGUGGCCCUGGGCCGGAGCGGUGCCGGGAAGACCUCCUGCUGCCAGCAAGUCCUGGAGCACCUGGUGGGGAUGGCAGGCAGUGUGGACGGCAAGGUCUCAGUGGAAAAGAUCCGGGCUGUGUUCACUGUCCUCCGGGCCUUCGGCUCCGUGUCCACGGGCCACAGCCGCCAUGCCAGCCGCUUCUCCAUGGUGAUGUCUCUGGACUUCAACGCCACAGGCCGCGUCACGGCUGCUCAGCUCCAGACGAUGCUUUUGGAGAAGAGCCGGGUGGCGCGGCAGCCUGAGGGGGAAAGCAACUUCGCGGUUUUCUCCCAGAUGCUGGCCGGGUUGGACCUGGAUCUCAGGACAGAGCUGAACCUGCACCAGAUGGCCGACAGCAGCACUUUCGGCAUGGGCAUGUGGCCCAAGCCCGAAGACAAGCAGAAGGCAGCAGCUGCCUUUGCCCAGCUCCAGGGUGCCAUGGAGACGCUGGGCAUCUCGGAGAGUGAGCGGCGAGCCAUUUGGCGGGUGCUGGCAGCCAUCUACCACCUCGGCGCAGCGGGGGCCUGCAAAGUGGGCCGGAAGCAGUUCAUGCGAUUCGAGUGGGCUAACCAUGCAGCCGAGGCCCUGGGCUGCGAGUACGAGGAGCUAAACACGGCCACCUUCAAGCACCACCUACGGCAGAUCAUCGAGCAAGUGACGUGCGGGCCAGGCCGACGGGGCCUUGAGGACGAGGAGGCCAGCUCAGCGCUCAAGAUGACAGGUGUGGAGUGCGUGGAGGGGAUGGCUGCAGGCCUGUACCAGGAGGUCUUCGCUGCAGUGGUCUCCCUCAUCAACAGAUCCUUAUCAUCCCACCAUCUCUCCAUGGCUUCCAUCAUGGUGGUGGACACUCCAGGCUUUCAAAACCCCCGGCACCAGGGCAAGGAGCGGGCAGCCACCUUCGAGGAGCUGUGCCACAAUUACGUCCAUGAGCGUUUGCAGCUGCUGUUCUAUCAGCGGACCUUCGUCUCCACGCUGGAGAGGUACCGAGAGGAAGGUGUUCCUGUGCACUUUGACCUCCCAGAAUCUUCCCCAGCGACCACCGUGGCUGUCAUGGACCAGAUACCCUCCCAGGUCUGCUUAUCAGCUGGAGGAGGUGCUGAGGAUGCCAAGGGCCUGUUCUGGGUCUUGGACGAGGAAGUCCGUGUAGAGGGCUCCAGCGACAGUGUGGUGCUCGAGCGUCUGCGUGCAGCCUUUGAGAAGAAAGGAGCCGAGGCUGGAGGGAUCUCUGCCCUGCGGACCUGCGAGCAGCCCCUGCAGUGUGAGAUUUCCCACCAGCUGGGGCAUGACCCCGUGCGCUACGACCUCACGGGCUGGCUCCACAGAGCCAAACCCAACCUCUCAGCUCUGGAUGCCCCACAGGUCCUGCAGCAGUCGAAAAGGGAGGACCUUCAAAGCCUGUUCCAGUCCCGGGCCAAGCUGCUCCCUGUGUGCCGGGCCGUGGCCGGCAUGGAGGGCACCUCCCAGCAGGCCCUGCACCGGAGCCGCGUGGUGAGGAGGACGUUCGCCAGCAGCUUUGCUGCAGUGAAGAGGAAAGCCCCGUGCUCCCAGAUCAAGCUCCAGAUGGAUGCACUGACCAGUGUGAUCCAACGGUCUCAGCUGCACUUCAUCCACUGCCUCGUGCCAAACCCAGUGGUGGAGAGCAGGAGUGGGCAAGGGUCUCCGACGCCACCGCAGCCUGGUGGGGAUGUGCCUGGGGCAGGUGGGCCCCCGGCCGUGGACAUCCCAGCACUGAGGGUCCAACUCGCAGGGUCCCAUGUCCUGGAGGCCCUGCGACUGCACAGGACAGGCUACGCUGACCACAUGGGACUCACUCAGUUCCGCCGGCGAUUCCAGGUCCUGGAUCCUCCACUCCUGAAGAAACUCACGUCAGCCUCCGAGGGAAUAGAUGAGAGGAAGGCAGUGGAGGAGCUUCUGCAGACCCUGGAUCUGGAGAAGAAGGCAGUGGCCGUGGGGCACAGUCAAGUUUUCCUCAAGGCAGGUGUGGUCUCCAGGCUGGAGAAGCAGCGAGAGAAGCUGGUGUCCCAGAGCAUUGUUCUCUUCCAAGCAGCUUGCAAGGGCUUUCUGUCUCGCCAGGAAUUUAAGAAGCUGAAGAUUCGCCGACUGGCUGCACAGUGUAUUCAGAAGAACAUGGCUGUGUUCCUGGAGGUCAAGGACUGGCCAUGGUGGCAGCUCCUUGGCUCCCUCCGGCCCCUGCUGAGUGCCACUGUUGGAAAUGAGCAGCUCCGAGCCAAGGAGGAGGUGCUCACAACGCUGAAACGGAAACUAGAGAAGUCAGAGAAGUUGCGGAAUGAACUCCGGCAGAACACAGACCUGCUAGAGAGCAAGAUUGCUGAUUUGACCACAGAACUUGCUGAUGAGCGCUUCAAAGGUGAUGUGGCCUGCCAGGCACUGGAAAGUGAGCGGGCAGAGAGGCUGCAGGCCUUCCGGGAGGUUCAGGAGCUUAAGAGCAAGUAUGAGCAAGUUCAGAAGAAUUUGGGAGAAGUGGAGAAACAGUUAGAAGAAGCCCAGCAUAAAAUUCAGUUGAAUGACUUGGAAAGGAAUCACACUGGAGGAGCGGACGAGUGGCAAAUGCGUUUUGACUGCGCUCAAAUGGAGAAUGAAUUCCUUAGAAAGCGUCUGCAGCAAUGUGAGGAGAGACUGGACUCAGAACUGUCAUCCAGGAAAGAGCUGGAGCAGAAGCUUGGGGAACUGCAGAGUGCUUAUGAGGGAGCCAAGAAGACAGCUCACCAGCUGAAGAGGAAAUGCCACCAUCUAACUUGUGACCUGGAGGACACCCGUGUGCUACUGGAAAACCAGCAGAGCCGAAACCAUGAGCUGGAGAAGAAGCAGAAGAAGUUUGACAUGCAGCUGGCUCAGGCCCUGGGCGAGUCUGUGUUUGAGAAGGGCCUCCGGGAGAAAGCGACCCAGGAGAACACCAGUGUGCGGUGGGAGCUGGGCCAGCUCCAGCAGCAGCUGAAGCAAAAGGAGCAGGAAGCCUUACAGCUGAAGCAGAAGGUGGAGAUGCUGCAGGACCAUAAACGAGAGCUGCUGGGGUCACCCUCUCUGGGGGAAAGUUGCAUCGCUGGCUUGAAGGAGAGGCUCUGGAAGCUGGAAUCCACUGCUCUCGAACAGCAGGAAAUUCAGAGUCAGCAGGAAAAAAAACAGGAAAAUACCAUUAAGCAGCUGGAGCAGCUCCGCCAGCGGUUUGAGCUGGAGAUCGAGCGGAUGAAGCAGAUGCACCAGAAGGACCGCGAAGACCAGGAGGAAGAGCUGGAGGAUGUCCGUCAGUCCUGCCAGAAGAGGCUCCGCCAGCUAGAAAUGCAGCUAGAGCAAGAAUAUGAAGAGAAGCAGAUGGUCCUUCAUGAGAAGCAAGAUUUGGAAGGCUUGAUUGGGACCCUCUGUGAUCAGAUUGGCCAUCGGGACUUUGAUGUAGAGAAGCGUCUCCGGAGGGACCUCAGGAGGACCCAUGCACUCUUGUCAGAUGUGCAGCUCCUGCUGGGGACCAUGGAGGACAGCAAGACAUCAGUCAGCAAGGAGGAACUGGAGAAAGUGCACAGCCAGUUGGAACAGAGUGAAGCCAAGUGUGAGGAUGCCCUGAAGACCCAGAAGGCACUGACGGCAGACCUGGAGAGCAUGCACAGUGAGCUGGAGAACAUGACCAAGAGCAAGAGUCUGGUGGAUGAGCAGCUGUACCGGCUGCAGUUUGAGAGGGCGGACCUCCUGAAGCGCAUCGAUGAGGACCAGGAUGACCUGAAUGAUCUGAUGCAGAAGCACAAGGAUCUCAUUGCUCAGUCUGCUGCUGACAUUGGGCAGAUCCAAGAACUGCAGCUGCAGUUGGAGGAAGUCAAGAAGGAGAAGCACAAGCUUCAAGAACAACUGCAGGUGGCUCAGAUGCGCAUUGAGUACCUGGAGCAGUCCACCGUGGAUCGAACCAUCGUCAGCAGGCAGGAGGCGAUCAUCUGUGACCUGGAGAACAAGACGGAGUUCCAGAAAGUGCAGAUUAAGAGAUUCGAGGUCUUAGUGAUCCGGCUUCGAGACAGCUUGAUCAAGAUGGGUGAGGAGCUAUCCCGGGCAGCGACGUCUGAGUCCCAGCAGCGGGAGAACAGCCAAUAUUACCAGCGGCGCCUGGAGGAGCUGAAGGCUGACAUGGAGGAGCUGGUGCAGAGGGAGGCGGAGGCCAGCCGGCGGUGCAUGGAGCUGGAGAAGUACGUGGAGGAGCUUGCAGCAGUGAGGCAGACCCUCCAGACAGACCUGGAGACGUCCAUCCGGCGGAUUGCAGACCUGCAGGCAGCCUUGGAAGAGGUGGCGUCCAGUGACAGUGAUACAGAAAGUGUCCAGACAGCAGUGGACUGUGGUGGCAGUGGCAGAAAAGAGAUGGAUAAUGUCUCCAUUCUUAGCUCCCAGCCAGAGGGAAGUCUUCAGUCCUGGUUGAGCUGUACUCUGUCUCUGGCCACAGACACCAUAAGGACACCCUCUCGACAGUCAAUCAGCAGCAGCCACAAUCUUAGCCCCAGGAUGAACAAGGAGGCUGGGGAUGCUGAGAGGAUUCAGCCAGCGUCGGCGCUGAGCAGAGCCCAGGAUGUCCGCAGCAAGACCUCGGGGGACAAGUCUGUUUCUCCCCUCUCUGUCCACAGAAGGAAGUACUGCCAUUUGGGGGAUGGUGAAGGGUUUGGUGUCCAGAAAAAACCCACGGAGAGGUUAGGAGUCCUAUCUUCUUCCCCAGCUUCUCGGAGUAGAGAUACCUCCCCGCUGUCCAGGGACAAGCUGCCUAGCCCUUCAGCAGCUCUCUCAGAGUUCGUGGAAGGACUUCGGAGGAAGAGAAGCCAGAGAGGCCGGGGGUCCACACUGAGCCUGGAGGACUGGCCCACCCUCCCCAUUUACCAAACGACUGGGGCCUCCACGCUGAGGAGGGGCAGGGCCAGCAGUGAUGAGGGACACCUCUCAUUGAGGCUUGGGGCAAAAUCACCCCCGGAAACAGAAGGGGCCACAGGCGGGACAUCAGCUGGUCUACUACGGUCAACCAGCAUGAAAUGCAUCUCUUCGGAUGGCAUUGAGGGCGCAACCCCACUGCCCGAGACACUGAAGACCCGGUUCAGUUCCUGCGAGUCCCUCUUAGAAUCAGGACCAGGCUUGAGGAGAAAACUGAGCUCCCCUACUGCACCCAGGGACACAGUCUUGUCGCCAACACUUCGACCCCGGAGGCGGUGUCUGGAGUCUUCAGUGGACGAUGCAGGCUGUCUAGACCUUGGGAAAGAGCCACUUGUCUUCCAGAACCGCCAGUACGCCCACCUGAUGGAGGAACCUCUAGACAGUGACCCAUUCAGCUGGAAGCUCCCAAGCCUCAACUAUGAAUGCAAGACCAAAGUGGACUUCGAUGACUUCCUCCCGGCCAUCCGGAAGCCCGAGAUGCCUAUGUCCUUGGCCGGAGCAGCCAAAAGUGGGCAAGAUAGUUCACAGCGUUCAAGUGUCCACUUCGAGACAGAAGAGGCUGAUCGUUCCUUUCUCUCGGGGAUCAAGACCAUUUUGAAAAAGAGCUCAGAGUCCAAGGAGGACCCAGCUCACCUCUCCGACUCAUCCUCAUCCUCCAGCUCCAUCCUGUCCUUCAAAAGUGCUGACAGCAUCAAGAGUCGACCGAGAAUCCCACGACUCGAUGGUGACGGUGGCGAGCGGACAUCCCCCGAGAUCAGAGAGCCGGGAGCAGGGAGGAAGGAUGACGACGUUGAGAGCAUAAUGAAGAAGUACCUCCAGAAGUAGCAGCCAGGCCAGCCUCCUGAGAUGCAGCUGCCUUUGAAGACUUCCUGACUCCACAGCUGUUUGGAGAGAGAGAGAAGCGGGCCAGGCCUCCCCAGAGGCCAUCGAUCCAGAGCCAUUCAGCACGGUGACCCUCAAGAGGCAAGAUGGGUCUGCAGAGGCAUAUCCCACAGGAGAAUGGGGCUCCCAGCAUGCUUAGGCUAUGCAAAAUAAAGUGUUG